GAGAAGGACGCUCGAAACGAGGAACGUCGACCUGGGUGCGGUCGUAUUGGAGAGCGUGGAGAUGAGAGUCCGAGGUGUUGCGUUAUUUUCCUAUUCUUGCUUACGUAUCUGAGUUGAGGGCAGGAGCAGCCAAGUACUUCGUGCUGCAACUACUUGCACUUUUUGAUCGUUAGCAUGGGUCUCCGGUGCUUCGGUUUAUGAAGACAAAACGAAUCGCUAUUGAGCAUGAUCAUUUUUUUGUGGAACGACCACCGCCAGCCGGUAGCGGUACUUCAUCUGCGAACUUUCCCACCGCUGGUUUUGAGCACGAUUUCCCAAUUCGAUCGAAUGUUGAUGUCGCUUCGAUUCCCUCACUGAUGUACUUUCUUGCGGAGGUGCCCGCACGCGAACUAAAAAUGAAAUAGGGACGACGUGCGGCAAACUAAGUCAAAGCCUCCACCAGAAUAUCUAUAAAAGAAAGAGAUGUUGACGCGCGACAUCGAUGCGUCCCCCUUCCGGGGGGGGGGGUCCUCCUGUUCCUCGAAUUCUUCUUAGUGACGUCCGCGAUGGCAAUGGACGUCGUGAAGCCCGAGAGCACCGAGGUCACCGCGGACGCAAAGUUCAGCGUCGCGGGGGCGGGGCAAGGCGAGAGUGCUGGAGAAGCGGCGAGCGUGCUCUCUGUCGUGAAGGCCGCCGACAACCUCAACCUCCCCCGUGUUGGAAGUCUUGCCCAAUGCCAAGAAAAUUCACAACCUGGGUGCACGUGCGCGGUGCAAGGGCAAGGCGGGGCUGCGUUGCGGGCUAACGCGUAUGGCGGAGUGUCCUUGAGUUGCCUUGGCGAGGGUUGCCAGCUGAUCGCGAACUAUGAGGAGCAGGCAGACAUGGAGUACAAACCCACUUUCCGGUACUGCGCCUCGGACAUCUCCGCGGGCACCGGUUACGACAUGGCUCUCCGGGACGGACAGCCCCGCUGAAUGAGAACGGCGAACAACCGGUCAGAUGAAGGUAUGACUGUGACUGGAUUUUCAUCUAGUGCUCCUGGUCAUGUGGCGUUAUCCACGGACUAGUUUGGGCGAAAGCUAGAUAUCAAAAGUUGGUGCUAGCGCCGAAGACGUUGACUAUUGUAGGUUGCCUACAGGUUUUACUGAAUUCGAAGGCUCACCAUCAACAUUACCGCAACGCGACGAGCUUCGUGGACGUUGAUCCCCUGCGUCGUCAAAGCACCAGCAAACAU
Amoebophrya sp. A120 is the source of this 1213-nucleotide messenger RNA. The record is from the annotation of a GenBank genome assembly. Lineage: Eukaryota; Dinophyceae; Syndiniales; Amoebophryaceae.